Mercenaria mercenaria is the source of this 3791-nucleotide messenger RNA. Its product is annotated as cholinesterase 1-like. Gene Ontology annotation, molecular function: signaling receptor activity; neurexin family protein binding. Bases 284 to 2080 code for a protein of 598 amino acids. Gene Ontology annotation, cellular component: synapse; cell surface. The transcript has 3 exons. The record is from RefSeq and is a predicted model, not a curated record. NCBI's taxonomy places the organism in Eukaryota, Metazoa, Mollusca, Bivalvia, Venerida, Veneridae. Gene Ontology annotation, biological process: postsynaptic membrane assembly; presynaptic membrane assembly; neuron cell-cell adhesion.
UAUCCGGGAACUGGAGCAGGUGAUGGAUACGUGAAUAAUUUCAUUCGCGGGUAAACCGUAUAGAUUAUGAAUAAAGGGUUAUAUUUAGUACAGCCUGUUCACAGUAUUAACUUAGCGUGAAGGUUAUUUGAAUCUGUGUGAAGGCAAAUCAUCCAUUAUACAUUCGAAUCUUAUCAUUUUAACCAGUUUAUGCGUAUCUGUGCAAAGUUGGACUUAAAGCUUGUGGCCGUGGUUUGCAUACUGAGGUAAUGCAAUCAGAUCAGCAAGCAAAAAGCAGUGUGCAAUGGAUGUUAAAACAUUAUGUCUUCUCCCGGUACUCUCCAUUGUUAUAGGGAUGUCAGAACAAUUUGAAACAGUCUCCGUGGACACAAACAUUGGGAUUAUCAAUGGAUUAGUGGAAGACGUAACAUUUCUUGGUAAAUCUUUCAGAAUUCACAAAUUUCUUGGUAUACCUUACGCUGAACCACCAAUAGGAAAAUUGCGAUUCCAAAAUCCAGUUCCGAAGUCUCCACUUGAAGAACCUUUAGACGCCUUUAAACACAAUAACGUAUGUCUUCAAAUGCUAGGACUAUUCGAUAGCAAAAGAUUAACAUAUGAUGAGGAUUGCCUGUAUCUAAAUAUCUACGCACCUGAAAGAAAACCAGAAGAUGAGUUGUUGCCAGUUAUGGUUUGGAUUUAUGGAGGUGGUUUUACUUUUGGCUUCGCUGACAUGUACAUAGGAGACCACUUGGCUACUCAUGGAAAUGUAAUAGUGGUAACACUCAAUUAUAGAUUGUCUGUUUGGGGGUUUCUUGCGACUGGGGACAAAAAUGCACCGGGAAAUUAUGGCUUAUGGGACCAGCAUAUGGCUAUAAAAUGGGUACAUGAUAACAUCGCCGCGUUUGGGGGAGAUACGGAAAAGGUAACGCUAUUUGGGGAGUCAGCCGGAUCGGCCAGUGUGAUGCAUCAAGCCUUAUAUCCUGGAAAUAAAGGACUUUUUCAGAGAGUUAUAGGUCAAAGCGGAAGUGUUGGUAAUUUUUGGGGAAAUAAUGAAAAGUAUUCUGAAAAUGCAAAACAUCUCGGAGCUCUCGCUGAAUGUGAAACAGAAGACUCGGAAGCAUUAGUUUCUUGUCUGCGAGAGGUAUCCACUGAUCAGUUAGUAGAGUUCGUUACCAAUGCAACAUAUGGAUUGAUAUCGUGUCCAUUUCCUUUCUUACCAACAGUUGAUGGCAGAUUUGUUUCUACCGAUCCUAAACACAUUUUUGACAAAAACACAGAUAUCCCGAGCGAAAUCGCAGACUUCUUUUCAAGCUUGGAUAUAAUGUCAGGCGUUAAUUCGGGAGAGGGUAGCUUAGGUUUAAGUCCAUUUACAGGAGUGAUUAAUGCCGAGGAAUUUUCUCCGAACAGAACAUUCUUUGAAGAAAUUUUAGUUCCCUUGAUGAUAAAAGUCUGCAUCAGAGAAAACAUACCUCGAAUUGCUAUAGAUGGUGUGAUACAGGAAUAUACAAACUGGGAAAAUCCAGAUGAUGGUGACAGGGUUAAAGACGAAUUUGUGUCAAUGUGGGGCGAUGUAUCGUUUACCAGAGACUUGUACAAGACCCUGGAUACGCAUUCAAAUGUGUCCACCAAUCAACGUACUUACAUGUAUAUGUUUGAUUUUGAACCUGAACAUAAGAGUUCUUUCAGGCCAGCUUCUUGGUUUAAGAAGCUUGGACAUGGGCAAGAUCUUCCUUUUACGUUUGGGUUUAAGAACCCUGAAGAGCUAGAAGAGAUGUUUCAUGCGUCACCGCGGAGAUGGGAAGAACGUCUUUCUGCAGAUAUCAUGACGUUAUGGACAAAUUUUGCAAAAACUGGAAAUCCGAAUUCGCCUGAAGACCUCGGGCUUGACUGGAUUCCAUACACCCUGAAACAUCAACAUUAUCUGCAGAUAUCACGUGACAUGACAUCAUCAAAUGUGAAACAACGCUGGAACACGCGAAGAGCAAAUUUCUGGGCAAAUCUGUUGCCACAAAUGAUUAAAUCGGCAAGAUGUGAAGAAUCUAAAUAUGAUGAACGUCAAAAUCAAGGAACGUGCCCUAAGGACCAAAACUGUUCUCCCUAAUUCCCUCAUUAAAACGACAUCAACACAGAACAAUGCACAACACAAUAUAAGAUUGGCUACAGUGACAGUGGUAAGAUUGUGUGUAACUAUGACGACAGUUCAAAGUUACAAAAGUAGCCGGUGAGAAUGUAUACAUUUCUUUACUCACAUACUGAAAAUUGUACACAUAAUAACGUUAUUCGUUAUUUCGAUUAUAACACUUGUCAUGUCAAAAUUAUUCGUAAUGAAAAAUGAUGUCAUUUAAUUGAUUUAUAACCGCAGCUAGUGUCAAAAUUGUCAUAUGAGAAAACCAACAUAAUGCAUUUGCGACCAGCAUGGAUCAAGACCAGCCCGAGCAUCUGCGCAGUCUGGUCAGGAUCCUGGUGAUGCCGUGCGCUUUCAAAGAUUAUUGCAUUUAGAGAAACCGUUAGCAAACAGCAUGGAUCCUGACCAGACUGCGCGGAUGCCCAGGCUGGUCUGGAUCCAUGCUGCUCGCCAGUGCACUAUGUUGGUUUUCUCAUGAUGCGGCUAAAAAUGUCAUUAAAUUGAUAUAUAACCGCAUCUAGUGUCAAAAUUGUCGUACCGUAAUUAGAAGCGAAGGACCCUGUUUUCAAUAAUGAAAAUGUUAUAUGACAGUGCACUCGAGUAAAUGACGGUUAAAAUGAGUAUUAUUUACAUCAUAGGUAGGUGAGUCCGUCAGGUGCAACGGCUAUACGUGGAAACGUUUAAACGUACUUGAUCAUGCUGAAUUCAAGCUCUCUUUAUGUAGCAGAUGCCAGUUUUGGGCUUUCCGAAAGCCAGGCGGAGAACGUCUUCCUUUGAUUCAGCAGAAGUCACAUAAACACAGAGACCCGAAAACUAUUAGUAAUUAUGUAUAGAUGCAACACAAUAAUUUGAUGUUAUCCCUUUUGGGAAUAUGCCGAAAAUAGUAAUUGCACAUUUAUGAUGAAAUGAUUUUGCUAUUUUUGUAAGUAUUGUGAAAUAUAAAUAUAAAGUUAAGAUCAUUUUCACUGGUAUGACCUUUUUCGUAAUUAUGACUUGGCAGACAUUGUUUGUCAAUAAUAUCAUAUUACCAAAUUUUCACUAUCUAAAAUCCAUACACAAUAUCUACCAUUUACAAGACCCUGUAGUCCAUACAACUUACAUGAAAGAAAAAUUUCAAAGUGCAAAUCUAAGACACAACCGAAACCUAAGAUCUGUUGUUAAUUCAGAACUAGUUGCUCCAAAACCAAAAAUGGAAUUCUUUCGGAAAUCUCUGUCUUACUCAGGUCCAAAAAAUAUGGAAUGUUCUACCUGCAAAUAUCCGCAAGUGUGAGACACUAAGGACAUUUCAAACAUCUUAUGUCAAAUGGCAUUUCUCCUCAGUAUCCUAAAUCAGUGUACCAAAGUAUGUUGUAGCAUAUUUUCAGUUUGUAUGAUAGUAGUAAUAUAUAAAAUAUUCGUAUGUUUUUCUAUAUAUGUAAUUGUACUAUGUAGUUGUUCUUUGGUUUUUGUUUUCGUAAUUUAUGUAAAUCUUGUGUAUCAUUGUAUUGUUGAAUGUUUUAUCAUCUGUAUAUUAUGUAUAUAUUCUGAGACCCACAUGGAAGAUUGGGAAACCAAAUGUGUAGCCUCAUUAAAUAAAGUCUUUACUUACUUACUUACUUAUACAUAGCUGAUAGGGAAAACUCGGAGCUAAUUUCUAAAAUAUUACCACAUUUGGCGUGGUGGCAAAAAGCAGGAGUCUUGUAAUGCA